Phodopus roborovskii (desert hamster) is the source of this 405-nucleotide messenger RNA. Its product is annotated as cytochrome c oxidase subunit 6C-2. The transcript has 3 exons. NCBI's taxonomy places the organism in Eukaryota, Metazoa, Chordata, Mammalia, Rodentia, Cricetidae. Gene Ontology annotation, biological process: mitochondrial electron transport, cytochrome c to oxygen. The coding region runs from base 47 to 274 and encodes 75 amino acids. The record is from RefSeq and is a predicted model, not a curated record.
GGUUUUCUUUCUGUUGUUGUCUUACGUGUAAAGGACAUUCGCUACCAUGAGUUCCGGUGCGUUGCCAAAACCCCAGAUGCGUGGUCUCCUGGCCAAGCGCCUGAGGGUUCACAUUGUAGGAGCAUUCAUUAUGGCCCUGGGAGUUGCUGCUGCCUAUAAGUUUGGUGUGGCUGAGCCCAGGAAGAAGGCAUAUGCCGAUUUCUACAGGGGCUACGACUCCAUGAAGGACUUCGAAGAGAUGAAGAAGGCUGGAAUCUUCCAGAGUGCGAAGUGACUUCAGAAUGUACAGAAUUCUUUGGAUUGCACUCGAUAGAAGUUCAUCACUGACCUGUGUUCCUGAACUAUGAACCAUGAGUAUGUGGACUAAGGAGUAAUUUAUCUCAAUAAACAAUUUUAUGGAUGUAA